AUUCAAAAAAAAUGGGGAAAAAAAAGAUACAGAUUAAGAAAAUUAUGGAUCCUAAGACACAGAUUACAACGUUUUCAAGGCGCAGGAACGGAUUAUUAAAAAAGGCAUAUGAAUUGUCAGUUUUGUGCGGUAUUGAUGUUACAAUUCUUAUAUUUGAUGAAAAAAACAAGUGUCAUGUUUAUUGUUCAAAUGAAAAGGAGAAUGCAGCAGAAAUUAUGAUGCAAAAGUAUAUUGAUAGACGAUUUAAAACAGAUACAUCAAAAAAACAUAGUGAAUCUAUUGGAUUAGAAUGCCAAUUGGACAAAACUAUACACGAGAAUGAUGGGUAUAAUUUGAAUGAUAGAAAUGAAAGUGUAGCAAUUGUUCAAACAUAUCAAGUAAUGCGAAAUGAUAAUCAGAAAAAAGGGACGUCUCUUUCAUAUAUUCCUUCAGAAGAAUGUUUAGAUGAAACAGACAAAACAGAAGGACUUUAUGUAAAAUCGAAACGAACAUAUCAUGUAUAUACUGAGUCACCUAAGAAAGAAGUAGAGACAGAAUAUCGAAGAUCAGAUUCAUAUUUUCUUGAACAGUUUCAAAAUGAGUUUAUAGAUCAAUAUCAAAACAAUAAUCUUCAAAGUGAUUAUACUAAUCAUACACAGUCAACUGCCAAUUCUAAUAAUACAUUUUUCCAAUCUUAUCCAUACACAUAUAUGAUGAAUAAUAAUUGUAAUUUUGGAAAAUCGGUUCCUAACUUACGAAUGUUCUCAAGUCUUGAAAACAUAUCUCAAAAUUCUGCACCUAUGGUUCACAAUAAUCGGAUAAGUCCUAUCUACAAUUAUUUACAUCAAAAGUCUCCAGAACUCCUAUUAUUUAACUCUUUAAAAAAAUUCAAUAACCAAUUGUCUUCAGACUUUGAAAUAAAUAAUCAGAGUGAAUCAAAUAUGUUAAACAAUAUUAUGCAGGAACCAUAUAAAGAAGUAACUUCAAAUCCUUUAUCUCCAAAUGACGAAAAAUACAACAUUCCAAAUGGAAUUUUGACAGAUUUUCAAAACCAUCUUUAUAUUUAUGAUUAAAAAAUCUAUUUUAUUUUGAAUCUAUAUUACAACAAA
Molecule: messenger RNA, 1088 nt
Organism: Pneumocystis carinii B80
Lineage: Eukaryota; Fungi; Ascomycota; Pneumocystomycetes; Pneumocystales; Pneumocystaceae
Exons: 5
Coding region: 12-1052 (346 amino acids)
Biological process (GO): regulation of transcription by RNA polymerase II
Molecular function (GO): RNA polymerase II cis-regulatory region sequence-specific DNA binding; DNA-binding transcription factor activity, RNA polymerase II-specific; protein dimerization activity
Source: RefSeq, a predicted model, not a curated record